UGUAACAUGACUGACUGACUGUCUGUGAUAUGACUGAUUGUUUCAUGAGAUGACUGAUUGAUGAAGUGAUAAUGUCAUUUAAGCAUGUAAUGACUGAUAAAUGUGAAAUGAUUGAAUGUGAUGACUGAUGGAUGAAUUGUAAUGAUUGUUACUGAAAAUUCUAUAAUUAUGUAAAUGUUCUAUGCUAUUGAAUAAUGAAUAUAAUAAUUUAUGUACAAGUUUAUUGUGACAGAAAAUGCACAAUUGCUACUGAAAUUUUAUAAUAUGUUUAAUUGUGUAACAAAUUGUGACUGGAAAUUAAAAUGCAUGAUUAAGAUUUUUACUGAAAAUGCAUAAAGAAUUAUUACUGAAAUCAGGUUUUUCAUUGCGAGGUUAACUUACUUUAUUUUAAUAUUAAAGUUAAAGUUGAAUUUACUGAAAAUUAUUCUUGUAAUUGAGAAUGUACAUGUAUAAUAUCAGAUGACACGAUUGCUUAAUAUUUUUUUCCUUAAAUGAUCACGUGUAACAUAAUUAUUUACCUUUUAAUAAUUUCUUGCAAAAUUGAAUAAAAAAUGUUUUUUCUACCGAUUCCAUAAAAUCUUUACAUUGUCUGUAGGCCAGUGUAUUUAGUAUCUGUGUAAGCAAUGUAAGUUUUUUGUUUAGUUUUAUAAGUAUGAUUAAGUAUUUAUUUCCCUUCUGAAUUGCUGAAUUCUGUCGAUAAGUAACGGUUGGAGAAAACAUGAAAUAUUUAUCUUGGUUUUUUUUUUGAAUAACAGCAAAGGAUAGCAGCCACAAUUGAUUUUUGUUGGGCUUUCUUUUGUUGACAUUUUUCAUAAAAAGUGAAAUAUUGGUAUUCGUUUCUCCAUUAACAGGGCACGAUAAAAGCUCUUUCACGUUUAAAUUUAUUUUUCUUAUUGUUCGAUAUUGGUUAUUUACUCAUAUACCAUGGUGAAUUCGAUAUCUCUACCAUUAAAUACACAGAAAUGGGAAUUUUCUGUUGUAGCUUUAUUUAAAGUAGAAAAAAUUGGAAGUUUUACCAAUAUAUAUUGUCCUGUACCACAGGUAUUGAGAAUUUUAAGUGCAUACGUAAUGAGGUGUCCUUUAAACGUAUGAAGAACUGGGGAUUGAUUUCUGUUAAUAUUAUUGUUCAUGCCCGUUUUGCUGGGACGCAUCGUUAUAGCAACGGGGUAUUAUUUAUGCAUGCUUUUCAUGGAACCUGAUCAGAGUUGCCAUGACGACGCCAAAUUUCUCCAGGUAUAGGUGAAUUCAUCCCAUACAUCUUUCCAUUUACUAUGUCUCCAACUUUCAUGGGACAGUAUUAGAAAAUACUAGCAAUGAUGUGUUUUUGUUGUUGUUUUUAGCUAAGGAGCUGACUGUUGCUUUUGAAAAAUUUAUACUUUGCAAUAUUGAUAAAGUUUUGAAAACUUUUUUUCUUCAAUUUACUGUGAUCAAAGGGAUUUUAUAAAAUAAGAAGGUGGCUUUCUGCAAUUACUCUGGCAUGAUGUCAAAUUGAAUGAAAAGUAUCUGUGGAAGAAUCGACCCCUGUAGUACACCAAGUGGAACAAGAAACUUUGGAACAACUCACUUGACUUGUUUCAAUAUGGCUCAUUAGAUAAACAUUAAAUAACGGGCAGAAGUUGCAAUAGAGCACUUAACAUUGUGCUAGUUUUGCAGUUUCUUAAAUUAAUUUUAAAAGCUAAUGGAAAGGUCAUUUUCGUCAUAAUACAGUCAAACUUAAUCUGAAACUUGGAGAAAAAUGGCACUUACCAGUGGAAGAAAACUUUGCAAGCUUGAUGCAAUUUGUGCCAAGUUGAAGCAGAUAAGUAACAAAGAACAAACAAAGCCGAUUGAAGAAAAUGGUAUUGAUGGCAUAGUUAAAGAAAAAGAAGAAUCAAUUGUUGAGUCACCAACAAAUUUGUCUGUGAAAUGCUCUAAUAAUAAUAUAAUUGGAAAAGCUGAUUUAAAUUCCUUAGAGAAUGAAGAUUCUGAAAGUAAUGGUUUAGAUCUAAGUAAGAAGGCCAGGAUUGAUCCACCUCUUGAAAAGAGUAAUGAAAAUGGGGUUCUGUCUGAAGAAGUGGAAAAUGAUCAUGGAGCAGCUAAUACUGCUACUGCUAAUGUUGUAGAUGACAGUAAUGCUGGAGAUUUUAAAUCUGUUAUUACUGAUAAAGCAAAGCCUCUUGUAGGAUCUGGUCGCAGGAAAAGGGCCAUUCCAAGAAGUAUAUCUCAAGUAAGGGACUUUUACGAUCAUGUUGACAGUAAAGAUGAAUUAGCAGAUUAUAAAAUUAAUAACCAAAAUACAGAUUUUCCACCUGAGGAUAUAUAUGAGAGUGAGAAAGACACUAGUGGUUCUGGUAGGGAUUCACUCUCUUGUUCUAAUGACUUUAGCCAUGAGGCAACAGAUUUGUCUAUGUCAAAUAAUUCCAAAGUUUUGGGUCAUUCCGGUGAAUCUUUCAAAUCAAGACAUUCUUCUGAAUUUGAGAAUGGCAUAAACUUAUCAACACCCCUUGAUCUCAGUAUGAGUCGCAGUAAAGAUGAUGAUGAUUCUAUUAACGGAUAUUUAUCAAGUGACGAAGAUGAUGUUGGUGGUGAUGAUGACGACGAUGAUGAUGAUUUUUUCCAUCCAGAUAGAAAUCUAGUCAUUGAUGAGGAUAAAAAAGCCAGUCAGUGUUCAGCACCUAACUCUGCUAGUGCGAGUCAAAGGAACGCUGGUAGCGAGCAAGCUGCCCACCUUAAGGAUUAUGCUGAGAACACUAUGAAUGAACUGAUCUCUAUGUAUGGGUUUGGAGGCUCAGCCGGUCGCGAUGCCUCCAAACAGUUGCCGAUGAUGAACUUCGGUGCGAUUCUCCAGCAACAAGGUGGCGAACAAUUGUCACCGGGGGCAUCACGGUCAUCAGUAUUUACAAGUUACAGUAACCAACCAAUGAGCAGUGGAGAUGAGGAGUCACGUGACAGCUCUAUAGCAACAAUGAAAGGCAUCUACUCUAACUAUGUGAACUCAAGUUCAGCUUCAUCCAGCAAGAUACAAGGAAAUGGUAAAGUUCAGAACGAUAGAUUUACGACCAGUUCAUCUUUUAUUAAUGCUGUGUACAACUCGAACUCCGGUCAGACUACCCCUAGUCAACUCUCGCCAGGUCUACCCAACUACUCCAAGUAUCUGAAGAGAUAUAACAAUGGUAACGAGUGUGGCGGCCAGCACUGUAACGACCUCGGGUACCGUGAACACUAUCAUUGCAUUGACUGCAGCUUCCAGGUGUUCAUUAAGAAAGAGGAGAUGGUGCGGCACUACAAGUGGCACAGGAAGCGCGAGGAGUCCCUCCAGCAUGGAUUCCUCAGGUUCAGUCCUCUGGACAACUGUACCAAGAGGUUUGGCAACUGUACACAUAACGGGAAACAGACUCACUAUCAUUGUCUACAGAAUGGCUGUGAUAAGGUGUAUAUAAGUACAUCAGAUGUACAGAUGCAUGCCAACUAUCACCGUAAAGAUUCUGCUAUAAUGUCAGAGGGGUUCCAAAGAUUCCGAGCCACCGAGGAUUGUGGGACAAUGUCUUGCAGCUUUUACGGGCAGAGGACAACACAUUUUCACUGCCUGCGACCUGACUGUAAAUUCACCUUCAAGAAUAAAGCAGAUAUGGAGAAACAUAAGAGUUACCAUCAGAAGGACGAGGUGUUAGGACGUGAUGGUUUUAAGAAGUUUAUGAAGUACGAGCACUGUAUGUUCACUAGAUGUCGUUACUCUAAAGUUAGCAAUCAUAUACACUGUAUUAGAUCAGGUUGUGACUAUGUGUUACACUCCACUGCACAACUUUAUUCACACAAGCGUAAACAUGAGAGGCGGGAUUUCGAGAACGCGUAUAAAAAGUACCGUGAUAAUCACCAACCUGCCCCGCAAACUGCUAAUAAGCUUCUCUUACCUCGUGCUGACUUCGGAACAAUUCAACAGCUUGCGUCUCUCAGUGGUAGCCCAGUGAUUCAAACCCUUGCCAGUGUUGCCAACAUGCCAUCAGGCUUGAAGAGACAAAUGGACUGGGACCAUCAGGAACCGCUGGAACUGAAGAAACCGAAAAUUGAACCUGGUUCAGAUGUCGACGUCUCGGCACCAUCAACGCCUAGUGCACGAUCAACUCCUGUAGAGAAGUUUACAAUUAAAACCGAGCCUGAUGAACAAGCUAUGGAUACAGAGUCGUUACACAGUCUAAAUGACUCUGUUGAUUUAUCGCCAGAAACAAAAUCACAGUUAAGUCAAAUGUACAAAGAUGGGAAAAGCCUCAAUCUGAGUGGAUCGUUAACUUUGCCUAUCCCAAUGUUUGCUGGGAAGAAGGAAUCUAAAAGUUCCGAGUCUCCUGUUGUAUCGCCUAGUGCUAAUGUGGCACUGAAGCCAGUCAAUAAUCUCGGGAAAGGCGAGUCGAUGUUCUCAGCAACAAGCAGCCUAGGGAGUGCCAUGCCGAGCACGCUGGGUGGUUCACUAGUCUCAAUGAAUCCAGGGGCCUUGCUGACCGUACCCACAACCUUUCCGGGACCCUCUACAGUACUACAACCUCCUAAAUCAGUGUACACAGAGAGAAGGGAGAAAGAUGAUUCCUGGAAGACAUAUCUUGUUAGGUAUACGGCUAAUGACCCAUGCAACCCACGGUGUCAGUAUUUGUAUAAAGAUCACUACCACUGUAAGAUGGACGGAUGUUUGGUCCUGUUUAAAUCCAAGGAUGGAGUUCGUGAACAUGCUAGAUUUCAUGAGCUGCAAGACCGAAUUACUCCUAUAGCGUACCAGACGUAUGAAGAUGAUGAGGCGUGUCCACAUGAGUGUCAGUACAGUGAGAAGGAGAAACACUAUCAUUGUAUCUGGACUGGAUGUAACCAUGUUGUUCCAUAUGUAGGACCCACAUUUGGUCGACUAGAGCACUACCGUAUACAUGAGUACGCCAGGGCAGCUGCAGGUAAAUCGUACAACCGUAGCGGUAAAGGACUGCCGACCUUUGAAGAUAACAGUAUGAGACGAAGAGGAAGACCGCCAAAAUAUCCAAAAAUAGAACUGCCGAAAAUACCAAAAGUAGAACUGACUGAUGAAGAAAUUCAGCAGUCACAUUCCGUGGCAACCGAUUCAAAUGUAAACAGUCAAACAAAAGUUAUCAACGGUUUUCGAAUAUUCUCACCAGAAGAUCCUUGCCCGGAUGAACGUUGUAAUUUCAUUGGUAAACUUCAUUACCAUUGUGCUCGGCCAAGGUGUUUUACUAUUACAGAUAGAAUUGAUGUUCUAAACCUUCAUGCUAAAGAUUUCCACAGUUUUGUGAAGAUUCUGGAAGGCUAUGAGUUCUUCGAUCGUAACGUUAGCUGUCGUAGAAUUCACUGCCCAAACAACCAGACCAAUCGUCACUUCCACUGCACAAGGCAGAAAUGUGAUUAUUCGUUUAUCAGACACAGUACAAUGGCUCAGCAUGAGAAGAAACAUCAAUAUUCCGGUGGUAAUUCCGGUACCCCAGUUACUCCGUUAUCACCAAAAGAAGUUCCGAUCUCACCCAAAACAUUCAGAGAUAUUCCAUUAUCACCAAUAUUACCAAAUUCAGCUGUAAGUCAAACUUCUCAUCUUGGUGCGGCAACUUCAGUUAUAACGUCUGCAGCGGCAUUUCUUCAGAUGAAGCCGGCACAAAAUACCGGUAUACCAGUCUUCAUAUCUCAGUCUGGGAAUAUAACCAGUCUGUCUCAGGGACCAGUCAUUGUAUCACAACAACCCGUAGGAAUUCAAGAUCUCUCUCUUACCGGAACUCAGGUAGCUUUUAAACAGGCACCAAUCAAUGUUGCAACAGUCCCAAUACCGAUAAGUACAGUUCAGGCUUUACCUGCAUCUGUUACAGCAACUCAGCUCGUGCAGGGUUUACCUGCCCCUCUUGUCACAGUAGGUGGCGCUCCUAUAGCUAUUAGUCAGUUAGAUAGUACCAAUACCAGCACCUCCAGUGUUCCACUUACAGUGCUACUUCAGAGGGGUGUCAAUCAAAUUCCACAGCCGAGUUGGAAUGAACUGAGAAACAAAAUGCAUUACGCAAUUUCGCAAAAUUGUGGACGUCCGUUUUGUAAAUUAAAGAAGAAAGAUCAUUACCAUUGCUUCGAUUGUAAUCAAGCAUUUUCUGAUCCAGCACGAUUGCGGUCCCACAUUGGAAAACAUGGUGUGAAAAUUCCACGCGCGGAUCAAGGAAGUUCUGUUAUCAAGCAUGCCAGUCAGAUCUCGUCUCCUCCAAGUGUUCCAAUAUUACCAAAAAUAGAGAACCAUAUUGAAAAUCCUGAGAACAGUCUCGAUCCAGAUGAAGCUCAUUGUCUGGCUGAAAGUGGCGAUAUAGGUGAGAAUGACAGCGAUACUGAAGAUCCAAAAUCCUCAUCUCUAAACUUAAACCCUUCUACCUUCUCGGAAAUGAUCUCAAAGGCACAAGAGCAAAAUAAAAUAUCAACAGAUGGUGAAAGUGAUGAUGAUGAUGAUACUGAUAAUGCUUUACAUAUAGACACAAGUGCUGACUUAGACUAUACCGGUAACCAGUCGGAUAGUAAUGAACAAAAAAUUGAUGUUUCAAGUCGAUCUGGACGUAAAAUAUUUAAAACAAAAAAAGAUGAUUAUAUGAAUAGUGGGGAUAUCAAUUUAAGUAAGCAGAGACAAGCUUCGCCACAGAAAAAUCAUUCCAAACAUACUACGGUGAAGAGCCCAACUUCAAGUGCUAAUAAGGUUAUUGGCACCGGAACAAGAGGUCUUCGAGAUGAUUCUAUACCAGACGGUUAUUCCCGAUGGCGUUACAAUGAAGAAUGUAAAUAUCCUAAAUGUGCGUAUCGUCACAGUGUCACUCAUUUUCACUGUAUACGUGAUGACUGCGGAUACGGUUUUAGUGACCGAUCACGUCUUGUGCAGCAUACGCUACGUCACGAACGAAUCGACAGUAUAACCGGAGGCGAACUUCAACAGUACCGAAUAAAUCAAGACUGUGGAUCAGACGAGUGUGAAUACAACAAGAAAAUGUCACAUUUUCAUUGUAAACGAUGCUCGUAUGUGUGUACCGAUUCCAGUAAGGUGUUGACACAUAGAAAAUAUCACGCGAAAAUGGAUAAUAUUUCAAAUCAGGGUUUUGAGAAAUAUACUGCUGCUGAUGACUGUAGUGUAAGUCUGUGUCCUUACGCGAGAAAACAAAAUCAUUUUCAUUGCUUAGUUGAGACUUGUCGGGCCGCGGCUCUUGGUCCAGUUCAGAUGACCUCUCAUAAAGCAAAACAUACAAGUAGAGAUAACUGAUUUUAGUUAAAGAUUAAAUGAGCCACAUCUUGACAAAACCAACAUAGUGCAUUUGCGAC
This is a messenger RNA of Ruditapes philippinarum (Manila clam), 7296 nucleotides long. Its product is annotated as zinc finger protein castor homolog 1-like. Lineage: Eukaryota; Metazoa; Mollusca; Bivalvia; Venerida; Veneridae. Gene Ontology annotation, cellular component: nucleus. Gene Ontology annotation, biological process: positive regulation of transcription by RNA polymerase II; regulation of neuron differentiation. The coding region runs from base 1736 to 7237 and encodes 1833 amino acids. Gene Ontology annotation, molecular function: RNA polymerase II transcription regulatory region sequence-specific DNA binding; DNA-binding transcription factor activity, RNA polymerase II-specific. The record is from RefSeq and is a predicted model, not a curated record. The transcript is spliced from 10 exons.